Messenger RNA from Protopolystoma xenopodis, 462 nucleotides. Lineage: Eukaryota; Metazoa; Platyhelminthes; Monogenea; Polystomatidea; Polystomatidae. The record is from the annotation of a GenBank genome assembly.
AUGCGAUGUGGCCAUAAAAUGUACCGUCUCGUCGACAACCGGUCGAGAUGCGCUCCAGUUCGUCGGCCCAGUUUCGAAGUUGAACCGACUGUCCGUCAACAGCUUCACCGUCGGAACCGCGACUCGAGCCGAUCACCUCAAACCGGACUCAGACGCCGAGUGAAAGUGUACAUUUCUGUCCGUCAGUCUCACCUUAUCUGGCUGUACUGCACAUGCCAACAGUUUGCUCAAGCCUUACGGCAGAAAUCCUGCUCAUCUCGCCUGGCAACCGUGCUUGGCAGUCUGUCAAAAACCUAUUCUCCAGACGGUGGAUGGCCGUCGGCCAGGCGACUCGGUACCAUCAUCCUCCCAGGCCCCUACUACAAGCCACCACCAAACCGACCGACCGACCGACCGACCGACCGACUAGGCCGUCCCGCUCGACUUGUCGUUUCAUUAGAAAAGUGUCACUUCUUUCGGUAG